Molecule: messenger RNA, 714 nt
Organism: Fonsecaea erecta
Lineage: Eukaryota; Fungi; Ascomycota; Eurotiomycetes; Chaetothyriales; Herpotrichiellaceae
Product: haloacid dehalogenase, type II
Exons: 2
Coding region: 1-714 (237 amino acids)
Molecular function (GO): hydrolase activity, acting on halide bonds, in C-halide compounds
Source: RefSeq, a predicted model, not a curated record
AUGAGCAAGAUUGUCGUAGCAUUCGAUCUCUACGGCACACUGCUGUCGACAGAGAGCAUUGCCAAAGAGCUAGCUUCACACUUUGGGCAGGAAAAAGCCGCCUCGGUCGCUGCGGUAUGGAGGAAAUAUCAAUUGGAAUAUACGUGGAGGUUGAACAGCAUGAAACAAUAUCAGGAUUUUUCAGAUGUGACCCGGAAAUCUCUCCAGCAUGCUCUGGCUGAGCACGGGCUGAGUCUCAACAGUGCUCAGAGUGACAAGCUCAUGGAAGCAUACGACUCCCUGUCGACCUUUCCAGAUGUCAACCCAGCACUGAAGCGCCUGGACAACAACCCCAACAUUAAAUGCGUCGUGUUCUCCAAUGGGACCCAGGCCAUGGUCUCCAGCUCCGUCACCAAAUCUAGUGAUCUCAAUUCUUCCGUGUUCAAGGACCUUGUAUCGGUGGAUGCAAUCAAAGUAUUCAAGCCCGCUCCCGAGGUUUAUCACUACCUGGCCCAGCAGGUCAACAAGGUGGGGGAAGAAGAUCAGUUGUGGCUGGUCUCAGGAAAUCCAUUUGAUGUGGUCGGUGCUCGCUCGAUUGGGAUGCAAGCUGCAUGGGUUGAUCGAGCAGGGAAUGGAUGGCAGGACAGCCUGGGUCUGGGCCCUACAGUAGUGGUGAGAAGUCUGGAGGAGGUUGCCGACGUGGUAGAGAAGCAUGCUGCUGGCUCCAAAUUGUGA